GGUUCUGUUUGCAAAGUGAUUAUACCAGAGUAGGCGAUGGAAGCGAGGUAUUUACGCCUCCCCGCCACGCCACUUUCUCUCUCUAAAAUCACUCACCCUCUCCGUUUCAAGUGAAUUAUUAUUUCUUCCUUCAUUUUCUUCAGCUUUCUCGAUAUUUUGUCGACUCUGGAAAUUAUAGCUUUUAUCUGAAUUGAAUGGCUGCGAUUUUUCAAGGAAUCGGAGCUUCGACAGCUCUCUCAUCCACCAAUUCGUUCGAUUCCAAGAGAUUUCGCUUCAUAUCUCGCAGAUUGUCCUCAGGAAGUAAAGAUAGUUUUUUUGUGGUUACAUCUGUUGGGAGGAUUAACCUUUGUUUGAAUUCAAGAGGUCGCAGAGCUGAACAGUUGAUUACCAAUGCAGUUGCAACAAAAACAGAUAGUUCGGGAGCUUCAAUAGCAUCUAAACCCGGGCAUGAACUUUUACUUUUUGAAGCACUUCGUGAAGGCCUGGAAGAAGAAAUGGACAGAGAUCCCCAUGUGUGUGUAAUAGGUGAAGAUGUGGGUCACUAUGGAGGCUCAUACAAGGUGACAAAAGGCCUGGCUGUGAAGUAUGGUGACCUCAGGGUUCUUGACACCCCUAUUGCUGAGAACUCUUUCACUGGCAUGGCCGUUGGUGCUGCCAUGACUGGCCUGCGGCCAAUUGUUGAGGGAAUGAACAUGGGGUUUCUCCUCCUAGCUUACAACCAGAUUUCCAACAAUUGUGGCAUGCUCCACUACACGUCCGGUGGCCAAUUCACCAUACCAGUGGUUAUUCGAGGACCUGGUGGAGUCGGCAGGCAGCUUGGGGCUGAGCAUUCACAGCGCCUCGAGUCAUAUUUCCAAUCAAUCCCAGGUAUCCAAAUGGUGGCAUGCUCGACCCCUUAUAACGCCAAGGGUUUGAUGAAAGCUGCCAUCCGAAGUGAGAACCCAGUGAUACUCUUUGAGCACGUCUUGCUCUACAACCUCAAGGAAAGGAUACCAGAUGAAGAGUAUGUUCUAAGUCUCGAGGAAGCAGAGAUGGUUAGGCCUGGGGAACAUGUCACUAUUCUAACCUAUUCCAGAAUGAGGUAUCAUGUGAUGCAGGCUGCCAAGACACUGGUGAACAAGGGGUAUGAUCCUGAAGUCAUUGAUAUCAGGUCGCUGAAACCAUUUGAUCUUCACACCAUCGGGAAUUCAGUGAAAAAGACACAUCGUGUGCUGAUCGUGGAGGAGUGCAUGCGGACAGGUGGAAUUGGUGCGAGCUUGACAGCAGCUAUUAAUGAGAAUUUCCAUGAUUAUUUGGAUGCCCCAAUUGUAUGUUUAUCAUCACAGGAUGUGCCUACGCCAUAUGCUGGGACAUUGGAAGAAUGGACUGUGGUUCAACCUGCCCAGGUUGUGACGGCUGUUGAGCAGCUCUGCCGGUAGUAGCAGCAUUUGAAGCAGUUGCGACAAAGUUGCAGUUCUAGUAGUGUUGUCAUCUUCCUAUGUAUGCUAGUUUUAUAAUUUGCAGCUUCACUUUGAAUUUUUAGUUAUUUUAAAUUUUUAUUAGGGAUUUUAUGUUUGCUAAAAACUUGCAGUUAGUUUAUUCUUUUUCUUCACUUGCA
Molecule: messenger RNA, 1597 nt
Organism: Cornus florida
Lineage: Eukaryota; Viridiplantae; Streptophyta; Magnoliopsida; Cornales; Cornaceae
Product: pyruvate dehydrogenase E1 component subunit beta-3, chloroplastic-like
Exons: 4
Coding region: 195-1418 (407 amino acids)
Biological process (GO): pyruvate decarboxylation to acetyl-CoA
Molecular function (GO): pyruvate dehydrogenase (acetyl-transferring) activity
Source: RefSeq, a predicted model, not a curated record